AGUUCCGGUUCCGCUGAGUCUAUGACGCCGCCAUUUUAGCGCAGAGCGGGAGUGAAGGUUGUGGAAGCGGGAGGACCCUGGAGGAAAAAUGAGUGCUCCAACAGCAGAUGAGAGGAAAGCCUGUUGGGGAGCGAGGGAUAGGUACUGGCAGUGUCUGGAUGAGAGUGAUAAGGAUCCUUCAGAAUGUCAGAAGUUAAGAACAAUAUUCGAAGGCAGCUGCCCACAGCAAUGGAUCAAGUACUUUGAUAAAAGAAGAGACUAUUUAAAAUACAAAGAGAAACUGCAAAGUGGAGGAUUUCAGCAACAGGAGAAUGUCAUCAAACCAUAGCCAUCCGCAGAAGAGGAGAGCAGGGACAGGUCAGGUUUCGGAGUCAAACAUCCCACUGUGAAGGACUCUUGAUAGCGGCUGAAAUCAUCAAUCCUGAAAUUGCUGGCGGUUCCUGAGGAGAUUUAUGGUUGAGAGAUCAGCUAAUAUUAACAGUUACACCUGGUUCCACCAGUAGCCAGAUUUCAGAGAAGAGCAGUUACAGCAAUGUGAACAACCACUACUCAGGGCUUAAGAUUUCCUCUCUUUUGAGUUUGUAAUGGAAUCACAAAUAUACUUUAAAUUAAUGUAUUGACUGUUUCAAUACAAAUGAUAAGUGGAAGAUAUCUUGGCUCAUUUGCACUGUUUCUUGGUGAAACGACGCAGUGACUAUUAGAAUACUGUCGCAUUGUGUCAUUAUCAGUGAUUGCCAGUCUGUUUAGCACUUCGAUCACAGUGUAUUUAGGAAAGAUUGCACUGAGGAAAUGGUAUCUCACCCGGUUAAACGACCACUUCAAAUUUUGUCGUCUGCCUGUGAUUGAGCUGUGACCAGCCAGUUAUCAACUUACUUCAAAAUGCAUUGUCCAGAUAUGAGCCAGGUUUGGAGGGGCAUAGAACUAUGUGGGUGGCUAGCCAUUGGUAUGCUGAGCAUAUUGAGAAAAAUGAGCUUGAGGGGGUGCUGUUGUCCCUGAUUACAUUUCAAUGGAAAAUCAAAGAGAUCACUUAAUAAAUUAUUUUUAAAAAUCACACUCUACACUUUUAAAAUUAAAUUUGUUUUGCAAAACAGAAUUUUCUAUCAAAGAAUUAGCAUGAUAUGAGAAAAUUGACUGGUUCCAGGGUCUUCUCUCCAAACCUGAAUGCAGCACAGGGAUAAUGCUUCCCUCUGCUGGUGUAUCAGUAUAACACAACUGGAUUCCCAUCAAAUGGGAAUUAGUCCCUACUCAUGAUUAAACUGUUAAAAUGUAUGUUAUUGAAAUUUUUAAAAAAGGUUUAUCCCUUAACACAUGCUCAUUAAUGUAAUGGGAAACCAAUUUUUAAAACUUUUUGAGUAAUGUUAACUUCAUAAUUUGUGUCUUUAAAUAAUGUGUCUUCAUUUAAUGUGUGUGUGUAUAUAUAUAUAUAUAUAUAUAUAUAUAUAUGGUGGAAAAUAUUGAGCUAGCAUGCCAGUUGUGGGCGGCAUGGUGGCACAGUGGUUAGCACUGCUGCCUCACAGCUCCAGAGACCCGGGUUCAAUUUCUGCCUCAGGCGACCGACUGUGUGGAGUUUGCACGUUCUCCCCGUGUCUGCGUGGGUUUCCUCCGGGUGCUCCGGUUUCCUCCCACAGUCCAAAAAUGUGCGGGUCGGGUGAAUUGGCCAUGCUAAAUUGCCCGUAGUGUUAGGUAAAGGGUAAAUGUAGGGGUAUGGGUGGGUUGCACUUUGGCGGGUCGGUGUGGACUUGUUGGGCCGAAGGGCCUGUUUCCACACUGUAAGUAAUCUAAUCUAAUCAGUUUGGAGAAAUAUUUAAAUGAUCAAUUUAAACAUACGAGUGAAGUCAAUUAAGCAUGUUUUUGGUCCUUUCAGGAGCAAGUGUCAGUCAGCACUUUUAAAUGUUGUGAGAUAUUUUUAAACAGCUCCUCUCACUGCUGUCACCAGUGACAGACUUACAAGUACAAACUCACUGUGGAAGGAUAGAAUCUGUUGGAUGUCUUUUUUCACAGCCCAAGUGGGUGUAGUGCAAAAAAAUGUGUACGUACACUCUUAUGGCAUACCAAAAUCCUGCUGGCAAUAUGAAUUGUCCUAUAGUGACCCCAAAAAAAGUUACUGCUUUGAAACUGCCUCCCCCUGUAAACAAAAUGUGGAAGGUAUGAUAACCUUUUGUUCAGUUCCAGUUUCUGAUGAAGGUGUUCUUAAAGAACAUGUUUGCCAUUUCACUAAAAAUAGCAACUAGAGUAAAUUUUUGCUAUACAUCACAGAUGCAACACGACCAGAGGGAUGCUGCCAAUCUCCUCCCCGCCUCACUCUGGGAAUAGCUGCAAUAGAGUGCUUUCUCUGUGAUUUCCUGCGUCGCUUUCAUUUCUGUUUCUAAUUCAUGACUUUAAUUAAUGUAUUGGCAAUGUCACGCCUAUUAUGCCCCAAUUAAUAGUUGUUGAAUAAUGAAACUUGAAGUAAUUAAUUCACUGGACCUCUUUAAAAAGGUCAAGACCACUAAAUACGGUCUGUUCCCAUUUGAUCCUUGGUGUGUAUUCAUAGAAAAUCAUAACUUGUAUCUUCCUUCCUAUGAUCAUGGUGGAGGUAUUUUGCGAAAUAAAUUCUAUGCAUUGUUCUCUA
This is a messenger RNA of Hemiscyllium ocellatum (epaulette shark), 2611 nucleotides long. Its product is annotated as cytochrome c oxidase assembly factor 6 homolog. NCBI's taxonomy places the organism in Eukaryota, Metazoa, Chordata, Chondrichthyes, Orectolobiformes, Hemiscylliidae. The transcript is spliced from 3 exons. The coding region runs from base 89 to 328 and encodes 79 amino acids. Gene Ontology annotation, biological process: respiratory chain complex IV assembly. The record is from RefSeq and is a predicted model, not a curated record. Gene Ontology annotation, cellular component: mitochondrion; respiratory chain complex IV.